Molecule: messenger RNA, 489 nt
Organism: Strongylus vulgaris
Lineage: Eukaryota; Metazoa; Nematoda; Chromadorea; Rhabditida; Strongylidae
Source: the annotation of a GenBank genome assembly
AUGCAAGAAAUUACGAGAAUUUUUCAAGGUGCGGCGAAUUUAGGACUCUACCAAGAAAAGAUCCUCAAGGAAGCUAUGGUGCCCUGGAAGCAAAAACAUCCCAAUUUUAUCUUUCAACAAGACUGUGUUCCAGCCUAUGGAGCCAAAACAACAAUCCACUUUCUGGAAACACACUUUUUGACUAAGGAUUUGUGGCCCGUGAACAGCCCGGAUCUGAAUCCAUUGGAUUUUUCUUCGAAAUGUAAAAAAUCUGGUAACUUUGCGAAGAGAAUUGAUCAAGGGAACAAUCUAGACCUAAACUACCUGCGCCGCACCAUCGAUCUGAAGAAACAAAUUAACGCCUGUGUCAAAGCUGAUGGCGGCCCCUUCGAAAAUUCUUUGUUAAAAAAUUCGGGAGCGGCACCUACUCAACUUCAGCAAGCGGGCAAUGAGAAAAAUAACAAGCCAGUCAUUCUUCAAGUCUUUCCUAUUGUUGACGCGAUUGUCUGA